Molecule: messenger RNA, 3017 nt
Organism: Populus nigra (black poplar)
Lineage: Eukaryota; Viridiplantae; Streptophyta; Magnoliopsida; Malpighiales; Salicaceae
Product: copper-transporting ATPase PAA2, chloroplastic
Biological process (GO): monoatomic cation transport; copper ion homeostasis
Cellular component (GO): membrane
Molecular function (GO): copper ion binding; ATP hydrolysis activity; P-type divalent copper transporter activity
Source: RefSeq, a predicted model, not a curated record
CCACCUCCGUUAACCACCAUCAAUGCAAUCUCUCUCUGUGUUGUCUCCUCCACAGUUUCUCUCUCUAAAACUUUAAUUUAUAUCUCAAAAUGGUUAACAAUUUGCUUCUCGUUGUCUCUCCGAACCCGAAGCGCUGCUUCGGUUUUGACCACGUUGAUUUCAGUGCUGGCAACUCUAAACGGCCGCGUGGCUCUCCGGCCACGUGCGAUCCCUAACUUCACCCUCUCAAGCUCUCUCCAAACCGAAACUAACCUUCAAAACGCUGCGUUUCAAGCUCCGAACAAGAAAAACAAUUCGGCGAUUCUCCUUGAUGUAACCGGAAUAAUGUGCGGCGCGUGUGUUUCGCGCGUCAAAUUACUCUCCGCAGACGAGAGAGUUGAAUCCGCCGUGGUCAACAUGUUGACCGAGACAGCGGCGGUGAAGUUGAAACCGGAGGCGUUGUUGGAGGGAGAAAUGUCGGGGAGUGUUACAGAGAGUUUGGCGAAGAGAUUGAGUGAGUGCGGAUUUGAAGCGAAGAAGAGGGUAUCGGGUAGUGGAGUAGCAGAAAACGUAAAAAUGUGGAAAGAUAUGAUUAAAAAGAAGGAGUUGAUCGUUAAGAGUAGGAAUAGUGUGCUUUUUGCUCGGACUUUGGUUGCUUUGUGUUGUGGAUCUCAUGCUUCUCAUAUUUUGCACUCUCUCGGGAUUCACGCUGGUCAUGGUAAUCAUGUGUUGCAUAGUUCGUAUGUGAAGGGAGGCUUAGCUCUGGGAGCUCUUCUGGGACCAGGAAGAGACUUGCUUGUUGAUGGUUUAAGGGUGUUCAAGAAGGGAUCACCAAAUAUGAAUUCUCUUGUGGGAUUCGGAUCUGUUGUUGCAUUUAUCAUCAGCAUCUCACUUCUCAGCCCUGAGCUCGAAUGGGAUGCAUCUUUCUUUGAGGAACCGGUCAUGCUUCUUGGUUUUGUGCUUCUAGGACGUUCUCUUGAAGAAAAGGCAAGGAUCACAUCUAGUGAUAUGAAUGAACUUCUUUCACUCAUGUCCACUCAGUCACGACUUGUAAUUUCUUCAUCAGAUAGCAAUUCCCCUACGGAUACUGUUCUUUGCUCUGCUGCUAUUUGCACUGAAGUCCCCACUGAUGAUGUUUGAGUUGGGUCACUGUUAGUUCUACCUGGAGAAACUAUUCCUGUAGAUGGAAGAGUUUUUGCAGGAAGAAGAGUUGUUGAUGAAUCCAUGCUUACUGGGGAAUCACUGCCUGUAUUCAAGGAAGAAGGGCUCAAAGUCUCAGCUGGAACAAUAAACUGGGAUGGUCCUUUAAGGAUAGAGGCAUUGUCUGUUGGCUCCAGCUCAACAAUAUCUAGUAUCAUUUGUUUGGUUGAGGAUGCUGAAGGCAAUGAGGCGCCUAUACAAAGGCUUGCAGAUUCAAUAGCUGGACCUUUUGUUUAUAGUGUAAUGACUAUAUCUGCAGUAACUUUUUCAUUUUGGUAUUACACUGGUUCACAUUUUUUUCCUGAUGUUUUGCUCAAUGAUAUUGCUGGACCGGAUGGAGAUCCUUUGCUGUUGAGCUUGAAACUUUCCGUGGAUGUCUUGGUGAUUGACUGCCCAUGUGCACUGGGACUUGCCACACCCACUGCAAUCCUAGUUGGAACAUCAUUAGGAGCAAAGCAGGGACUUCUAAUAAGAGGAGGGGAUGUAUUGGAACGCUUAGCAAGCAUUAAUUAUGUUGCUCUAGAUAAGACAGGAACCCUUACUGAAGGGAAACCAGCCGUUUCUGCUGUGUCCUCCAUCUCUUACAAAGAAUCAGAAAUUCUUCAAAUGGCAGCUGCGGUAGAGAAAACAGCAUUGCAUCCAAUUGCAAGGGCUAUUGUAAAUAAAGCAGAAUCAUUGAAAUUGACUAUCCCGGUAACAAGAGGGCAAUUGACAGAACCAGGUUUUGGAACCUUGGCUGAGGUAGAUGGAAGUUUGGUUGCGGUAGGUUCUUUGGAUUGGGUUCAGGAACGAUUCCAGAGAAGGACAAGCAUGUCUGAUCUAAAGGAUCUGGAAACUGAAGUGAUGUAUCAGUCAUCAGAAGGGAUGUCAUCAUCAAGCUAUUCAAAAACAGUUGUCUAUGUUGGACGUGAAGGGGAAGGCAUUAUUGGUGCUAUUGCAAUAUCUGACGGUUUGCGCCAUGAUGCUGAAUCUACUGUAAUUAGGCUCCAGCAGAACGGUAUCAACAUGGUCCUCUUAUCAGGGGACAGAGAAGAAGCAGUUGCAACCAUAGCAAAAAGGGUUGGAAUAGGUUGUGAAUUUAUCAAUGCAUCCUUGAAUCCGAGGCAAAAAUAUAAAGCUAUAACAAGUCUUCAAGCAGCAGGGCAUCGGGUUGCAAUGGUAGGUGAUGGGAUAAAUGAUGCACCUUCUUUGGCUCUUGCUGAUGUUGGGAUUGCCAUCCAGAAUGAAGCUCAAGAAAAUGCUGCAUCUGAUGUUGCGUCCAUUGUACUUCUUGGCAACAGUAUUUCACAGGUUGUAGAUGCCCUGGAUCUUUAACGAGCAACAAUGGCCAAGGUGUACCAAAAUUUAUCAUGGGCAAUUGCAUAGAACGAUGUCGCCAUUCCUAUUGCAGCCGGAGUACUGCUUCCCCAAUACAAUUUUGCCAUGACUCCUUCACUUUCAGGUGGACUGAUGGCUUUGAGCUCGGUAUUUGUUGUGACCAACUCAUUGCCUCUACAGCUCCACAAGUCUUAAACUGGGAGGAACAGAUAGAGAGCUAAUAUGCCUACGUUUCAACUUGCUUACGAGAUGGCCUGUAUAAAUAAUAGCGAGGUAAUCCAAACACCCAGGUAGUGGAAUAAAAAUGAGAAAUGCCUCUCUGUGCUCGUGUUAAUUCCACAGUGCAAGCAUGGGAUGCUUUUCCAGUACUGGGCGAGCAGACAUUUUCAACUCUAUCUCCCACCCAGGACUCCCGUCUGUUUGUCUCUUAUUUCUUUCACGCCACGCAAGUAAAACUAGAUGUUCCGUGCAUCACAUGGUUGAUAACUUGAAAUUUAUGAGAUCAAACACUUGACCAUAAA